CUCGCAUUAUAACGCCAACUUCAUGGCAAUGCCAUCGGUGACAGACAACCGCGGCAAACUUCCGUUUCCUUUUACGUAGUGUGUUAACCAUGAAAGCCAAAGGAGAGUUGAAAGAAUUCGAAGUCAUCGGGCGUAAACUCCCGGGUGAAAAUGAAAAGAACACUCCUUUGUAUAAAAUGAGAAUCUUUGCGCCCGAUCGUAUUGUGGCCAAGUCCAGAUUUUGGUAUUUCUUACGGCAGUUGAAGAAGUUCAAGAAGUCAACCGGAGAAAUUAUCCAAAUCAAAGAAAUUUCCGAGAAGAGCCCGACUAAAAUCAAGAAUUAUGGUAUUUGGUUGCGUUACGAUUCGCGAUCUGGUACACACAAUAUGUACAGGGAAUAUCGUGACUUGAGUGUUUCUGGAGCUGUAACCCAAUGUUACAGAGAUAUGGGUGCUAGACACAGAGCCAGAGCCCAUUCUAUUCAAAUCAUCAAAGUUGAAGCAAUCAAAGCAUCUGCUUGUCGAAGACCACAAGUUAAACAAUUCCAUGAUUCGACAAUUCGAUUCCCAUUGCCCAAGAGAAUUCAAGGGAAAAGUCUGCGUGGCCGCUUCUCUGUGCGUAAACCUAAGACUUAUUUCUUAUAAAGUGUUAAUCGACAUAAGUUGAUAAUAAAUAAUUUGACAUUCGA
Molecule: messenger RNA, 667 nt
Organism: Photinus pyralis (common eastern firefly)
Lineage: Eukaryota; Metazoa; Arthropoda; Insecta; Coleoptera; Lampyridae
Gene: RpL18A
Product: 60S ribosomal protein L18a
Exons: 3
Coding region: 90-623 (177 amino acids)
Biological process (GO): translation
Cellular component (GO): ribosome; cytosolic large ribosomal subunit
Molecular function (GO): structural constituent of ribosome
Source: RefSeq, a predicted model, not a curated record